AUGAAGAGCAAUAUUGUUAACGUUACGAAGCUUUCUCGAGCGCUUUGCAAAGAGGAAAAGGUUGAAGAGCCAGAACAAGCCCCUAAAUAUCGAGAUAGAGCCAAGGAGCGUAGAGAAGAUCAGAAUCCUGAUUAUGAACCUUCUGAAUUGGGUUCUUUUCAUGCCGUUGCUCCUCCUGGAAACGUAGACAUCACUCUUGCAGCCCAUAGGAUUUCCAUUGAGUAUCUUGGAGGUGACGUCGAACACACACAUUUGGUUAAAGGCCUGGACUAUGCUUUGCUCCACAAGGUCAGAAGUGAAAUAGACAAGAAACCAGAGAUUGAACAAGACGCUACUGAUGGCCAUCCCAGGUAAGCACCUAAGGAAGACCAUCCGGUAUCCUUCCGCACUGGAAAUGCAAAGGCUGUGUAUCAGUGGAUAGUCAAGCCUCAGACUGCUGUCAAGCCAUAUGAUAUGUUCCUUCUUGGAAGAAUGGCUUUCAUUUUUUGACAGGAGAGUGGGUUUUCUCAUGAUAUUCCGACCACUGUCCACAGAAGUAAAGCUGACUGCCCAGAGCCAGAGGAAAUGGUUACUGUCAGUGUUGAUGGCGCUGUGCUUGAUCGGAUUGGGAAAAUUAUGUCUUACCUCCGUCUUGGUUCAUCUGGGAAGAUUCUUAAGAAGAAAAAAGACAAGGAUGGUAAAGGCCAAGCUUACUUAUCACAACAUCGAUUUCACGAAAUUAGUAAAAUAACGUUAAAAUUAGUGCACUUUCACUUCAUAUCAGAGAAUUAUUCGGAAUGCUAUCCAGGUUUACAAGAAUAUAACCGUGAGGUUGUGGAUAGUGAUGAUGAAGAUGAUUUGUCCAAAAUGGAUAUGGGUGGACGAGCAAAGCGGCGGCUUCAUAGGUGGGACUUUGAGAUAGAAAAGGAGUGGGCAACGUGCAAUGAGCAGAAGGAAGCAAUGCCGAAAGCUGCGUUUCAGUUUGGUGUGAAGAUGCAAGAUGGGCGCAAGACGAGAAAGCAGAAUAAAGACCAAAAAAUUACUAACGAACUCCACAAGAUACUCGCCAAAAAGAAUAUGCAAAAAGAUGAUGGCAGUGGUGAUGAUGAAUCUCAUCCUAGAAAGAAGCAAAGGGUUUAAGCCCUUAAACGCAUAUUAUGCACUGCUUAUCUUAUUACAUGUCAGUAUUUAAGCAUUAAACUACUGCUUCUACAUGGUUAAACUUGCUAUCUUCUUUGUCAUGUGAUGGUUUUAGUUACUA
This is a messenger RNA of Helianthus annuus (common sunflower), 1240 nucleotides long. RefSeq names its product suppressor of mec-8 and unc-52 protein homolog 2. Gene Ontology annotation, cellular component: nucleus. Lineage: Eukaryota; Viridiplantae; Streptophyta; Magnoliopsida; Asterales; Asteraceae. Gene Ontology annotation, biological process: mRNA splicing, via spliceosome. The transcript is spliced from 13 exons. The record is from RefSeq and is a predicted model, not a curated record.